AUGGUCAUCGUUUCCAGCAAGACUUUGGUGCUGUACCGAGUGUGCGGUCUGUGGGCCGUGGCGCUGUUUCUGCUCAAAAACCCAUUGGUUAUUUACUCUAACUUGGUUGUGGUUGUACUGGGCCAAGCUCUGGACAUGCCGAACACCUACGCGGGCUCGGGGGACCAGUUGGCCGGCCUGGUAGCCGUGCUGAUUGCAUUUCUGGCUUUAGAGGACUUUAUCGUGCUGUUCACUGAGGACCCCGGAGAGCACUGGCGAGGAUCUGUUCCUUUGCGUCUAUUAGGGUACUUUAUUCUGACUAUGGCGAGCUAUCUGGGCUUCAAACCCCUGAGGAACAGCCUGACGUUCACGUAUGUUUUCCUGGAGAUGGUUAUGAACUUCCUGCUGUAUCUCGUGCUGCGAAACGAGCUGAAUGAGACGACACGCCGGAUCAUUCGCGAAGAACGGGGUCAGAACCCCGACCUAGCUGAGGGUGCUUUGUAG
Molecule: messenger RNA, 483 nt
Organism: Wickerhamiella sorbophila
Lineage: Eukaryota; Fungi; Ascomycota; Dipodascomycetes; Dipodascales; Trichomonascaceae
Product: Protein ILM1
Exons: 1
Coding region: 1-483 (160 amino acids)
Source: RefSeq, a predicted model, not a curated record